This is a messenger RNA of Pollicipes pollicipes, 868 nucleotides long. It is a transcript of the gene Sec20, whose product is annotated as vesicle transport protein Sec20. The record is from RefSeq and is a predicted model, not a curated record. Gene Ontology annotation, molecular function: SNAP receptor activity. Gene Ontology annotation, cellular component: endoplasmic reticulum; SNARE complex. The transcript is spliced from 6 exons. Lineage: Eukaryota; Metazoa; Arthropoda; Thecostraca; Pollicipedomorpha; Pollicipedidae. Gene Ontology annotation, biological process: retrograde vesicle-mediated transport, Golgi to endoplasmic reticulum. Bases 129 to 833 code for a protein of 234 amino acids.
GUUGCGGGGGUGGACACUCAAUAUUUAAAACUUCGUGGGAUCGUGGGUCGUCCUAAGGGCUUCAAUUGCGAGAGUUAUUGUUGUUACCGUUGUCUGUUCGAGCCCAUGCGCGAACUGAUGCAGCAGCCAUGCUCCGCCACAGACGGGUCGAACCAGAUAACUAUGUGCUGGAGGACAUCACCCGAGAUGUUGUAACGACCGAUAUCAGGAUAAAAGCACAGAUUCAGGCGAUCCAGAGCUGCGACACGUCGCUGGAGGACCUGGAGCCGCUGAAUGAGGCAGUGCGGGCCGAUCUGGCAAGCCAGCGCCGGCUGGUGGAGCGCCUGGAGGCGGCCGCCAGUCAGCCGGGCCGCGAGCACGAGCGGGCGCAGCUACAACAGCAGGCCGACACGUACGGCCAGCAGCUGACCGGUCAGCUGCUGCAGCUGCGCCGGGCCAACGUGACUGCGCAGCUCAACAUCGAGAAGCGCAACACGACCGAGCUGUUCGGCCGCCGCCCGGACUCGGCGCAGGCGCGGCAGCGGCUGGGUCGCGAGCAGCUCAGCAAGAUGUCGUCCCAGGUCACAGACAACCUCAUGUCCAUCAACCGCAAGCUGGCCGAGCAGGUGGAGCGCAGCAAGGGCACCCUGGACGUCCUCGUGAACUCGUCCGACAAGGUGGGCGAGACGCACGACGAGCUGAAGAACGUCGGCGGCGCGAUCGGCCAGUCGCGCAAGCUGCUCAACAAGUACGGCCGGCGCGAGCUCACCGACACCACCCUCUUCAUCCUGGCCUUCGCCUUCUUCUUCGCCUGCGUCCUGUACGUGGUGAAGAAGCGACUGUGGGGCUGGUGACGCCACCCCUCUGUGAUACGCCAUUCCGGCAGGAA